UGCAAAAUAGUGUUUUAGAUGACUAUGUGGAUAAACUAAUGAAGACAGUAUAACUAUAUGUACAACCUCAUUUAAAAGGUCUCUAAGAGAUUAAUUAAAAAAAUACGAGACAAGCUCUUCGUUAGAAGUACGUGUCUAUAUGAUUCUCUAUACAUAUUGUCUCUUAUUUGUGUUUAUGAUCCAAAGGUAUAAAAUUGUAUUGCACUUGGAAAACCGACCUAGAGUCGCUGAGUUGUAUAUGCCCUAACACACAAUUUCCCUACCUAUGUACUUGGCUCAUGUGUGUUUUUUGGGAAGGUAAAUUUCAUUCAUAGUUUAAAUACAAAAUACAAAGAUGGAGCAAAAAUUGCCCUAUUAAUUUUUUCCAUAGCUAUCUAAGGGUAUGUUUGGAUCCCAUGAACAAAAGCGAGAUGAUUAAAGUUUAGAGGGUGUUUGAAUGCACUAUAACUAAUAGUUAGUUGGCUAAAAAUUGUUAGUGGAAUUAGUUAGCUAACAAAUAGCUAUAUAACUAUUAACUAAUUUACCAAAAAUAGCUAAUAAGCUGAAAUAUUAGUUAGGUUGUUUGGAUGUCUCAACUAAUUUUAGUCACUAACUAUUAGUUUUAGUGCAUUCAAACAUCCCUUUAGUUACUUUGUAAGCUAAAGAUCCAAACAGAAAAAAAACUAAAAGUGAUUAAAAGAAUACAUUUUUACCAUUUUACUCACUUUUAGCUCUUGUUUAGAUUUUUAGCUUCUAAAGUGACUAAAGUUUAGUCACUUUAUUUUAGUUCAUAGGAUCUAAACAGACCUUAAAUAUGUUUCUAAAAACUAAAGUGCUAAUUUUCACAUAAAUCAGAAUAGAGGCAAAAAGGGGGCAAAACAAGAGGAUAAUCGCGUUGACUAUUCAUUUCACGCAAAUCACCUUACACAUUAUUGCUAAUUUAUUUUUAAGUUUAUGUGAAACACUCGAGUUCACGCUUCAAAUGUGUAUAUAUACUCUUACGAAGUGGGUACAGUUCCUGUGCUCCAUGUCUAAAGAUAGUCUUCCCGAGCUCAAAUUAGCCUCCUAAACUGAUGAGAGGGAGCAAUUCGCGGGAGGUGGUCCCACCAUUUCUUCCCUGUCAACCUCUUUAACGCUCCUAACGACUUGUCCCUUCCCUUCCCGCCAGUUUCUCUUCGCCUCCCGCUCUACCUCCUACGAUCCGCAGAUACACAGGCCCGCGCUUCCCCUCCUCUCGCAGUUCUCGCGUCCACUGUACCGGAGCUCCACCACGGCCUCCGGAAAGAAACAGAUGAAAGACAGCGACGGCGAGGGCACCGGCGGUGGCGUCGCCCGCUCGCACCCCUCCAAUCUCCCGCUUCCGACUCCACAGUCCGACCCGAACCUCCAGUUCUCGGGUGGGACGGACGAUGAGUCCUCGAGCCGGAAUAGCAGCUCCUCUGCCACCGGCGGCGCGAGCCCCGGGUACUACUCGGACUACCCGUCUAGCUUCAGCGGCGAGUGUUCGCCGUACAACAUGUCCCCCUGGAACCAGACCAUGGCGUCCCCCUGGUCGCACCACAACGAGGCGUCCGCCGCCGGGCUCGGGGGGCCGCCCACAAUGGCGCCGGGGACGAGUCUCAUCAGCUCGCUGGUGAGGGAGGAGGGCCAUAUCUACUCGCUCGCCGCCAAGGGCGACACGCUCUACACCGGCUCGGACAGCAAGAACAUCCGCGUCUGGCGCAAGCAGAAGGACUCAGGCGGGUUCAAGUCCUCGAGCGGCCUCGUGAAGGCGAUCGUCAUCUCCAGCGAGCGCAUCUUCACGGGCCACCAGGACGGCAAGAUCAGAGUGUGGAAGGUGUCGCCCAAGAACGGCAUGCACAAGCGCGUGGGCAGCCUGCCGCGGCUGCGCGACUUCCUGCGCGGCUCGUUGAACCCGUCCAACUACGUCGAGGUGCGCAAGAACAGAUCGGCGCUGUGGAUCCGGCACAGCGACGCCGUGUCGUGCCUGAGCCCGACGGACCCGGCGCAGGGGUUCCUCUACUCCGGCUCGUGGGACCGCACCUUCAAGGUGUGGCGCAUCAGCGACUCCAAGUGCCUCGAGUCGGUGGUGGCGCACGACGACAACGUUAACUCCAUCGUGGCGGCGUUUGACGGGCUGGUGUUCACGGGCUCGGCGGACGGCACGGUGAAGGUGUGGCGGCGCGAGCAGCAGGGGAAGGGCACCAAACACACGGCCGUGCAGACGCUGCUGAAGCAGGAACACGCGGUGAACGCGCUCGCCGUGAGCGCCGUCGCGCCGGUGCUCUACUGCGGCUCCUCCGAUGGGCUGGUCAACUUCUGGGAGGGCGACCGUCACCUCGUCCACGGCGGCGUGCUGCGCGGGCACAAGAAGGCCGUGUUCUGCCUCGCCGCGGCCGGCGCUCUCCUGCUCAGCGGCUCCGCCGACAACACCAUCUUCGUGUGGCGGCGCGACGGCGGGGUGCACUCGUGCCUCUCGGUCCUCACGGGCCACACCGAGCCCAUCAGGUGCAUCGCCGUCGUCGAGGACAACGGCGAAAACAGCAGCGAAUCCAACGCCGGUGGCGCCGCCGCCGGAGGGGGGUCGUCGUCGGCGUCACGGUGGAUAGUGUACACAGGCAGCCUCGACAAGUCGAUCAAGGUGUGGCGCGUCACCGACGAGGCGCCGGACCCGCUAUUCCACGGCGACGGCUUCGGGGCCAGCGGCUCGACGUCGUCGUUCCGCUAAGACGAUUUGUCUGACCGAUCACAUGCAGCAAAAAUUACAUAUACCGGUAUACGUCGUCGUCUCACCUCACAAGAAAAGGUCUUGGAGGGACUAAAUUAAUUACAUUAACAGAAGGAUCUGCUGGGCCGCUAUACAUAUACUGCGUUAUAUAUACUGUUGGAAAUUAGGUCAAAUGAGACGGUAUGAAAAAUCUAACUUGUGCUGGGCACGAGCCACAUGUAGUUUGGCCAUCUUUUUGUGACAGGGAUGGUGAAUUUAGUUAGGUAUACAUUUGCUUUUUGUAACUUUGCAUUGGUAUAAGGGAAAUUUCCAACA
Molecule: messenger RNA, 3022 nt
Organism: Zea mays
Lineage: Eukaryota; Viridiplantae; Streptophyta; Magnoliopsida; Poales; Poaceae
Product: protein JINGUBANG-like
Exons: 1
Coding region: 1271-2707 (478 amino acids)
Molecular function (GO): protein binding
Source: RefSeq, a predicted model, not a curated record